AUGGCCUACCCAGCCCCCACUGCGGACCAAAACAAGGCUGCUCUGGAUUGCUUCAUUCAACAGCAUGUCUCUCCUGAUAUGAUCUCGUACCUCGCCCAGAAGGCCACCCAGGUCAUCCGGUGCGAGCAGGUUCCCCAUCUCAACAAGAACCUUCCUCCGACCCCCCCGGCGACUCCUCCCCAGCACUCGACCCAAUUUCGGGAACCAGUCCUGCCAUCGGUUGAAGCAUUCAUCACGUCACUCGUCGAGAGGUCACAUGUCCAGGUCCCAACCCUCAUGACCUCGCUCGUGUACCUCAGCCGUCUCAAAGCUCGCCUUCCUCCUGUCGCCAAGGGCAUGAAGUGCACUGUCCACCGCAUCUUCCUUGCAUCACUCAUCCUGGCUGCUAAGAACUUGAACGACUCUUCGCCCAAGAACAAGCACUGGGCUCGGUACAGUGCUGUCCGCGGCUUCGAGAACUUCGGCUUUUCCAUUACCGAAGUCAACCUUAUGGAGAAGCAGCUCCUCUUCCUCCUCGACUGGGACCUGAGGAUCAACCCAGAAGAUCUCUACCUUCACCUUGAGCCCUUCCUGGCCCCCAUCCGCGAGAAGCAAUCACGCCUCGCUGAGAAGGCCCGCAUUGCUCAGCGUGAGAAGGAAAUGAUUGCCCAACAGCAAUACAACCUCUCUAUGGAGAACAUCAGCCGCUCACGUCUGGAACUUCCCACCUACGAGGCCGAGAGGUCAUUCACGGUGUAUGCUCACGACCAACAACAACGAUUCCGACCUUACGCUACACCUUCCUCAACCCGCACUGGAUCAUCACGUGCUCCUUCCAGGACUCCAUCACUAUCUCCUCCCACUCGAAGCUCUUCUGCUCUCUCGACUGCUAGCUCCAUGUCAAGUCUCUCGAGUGUCCAUGAUGAGCACGGGGAAGCACUUGUUCAACGUUACGAUCAUGACAGUGGUGCGAUGCUCGUGCACAUCCACCCACCAGCUGCACUGAAAGUCAACCACCUCCUCCCUCUCGAUCGCUACGACGAGAAGCCAGCGAAAAAGGCUAAGACUUCCACUGGAGGCUUCUUCACCCGCGUCUUCGGCGCGGCUGGCAACUCUCGCGGCCAAGCAACCACCGCCUACUAG
This is a messenger RNA of Mytilinidion resinicola, 1122 nucleotides long. Its product is annotated as cyclin. Bases 1 to 1122 code for a protein of 373 amino acids. Gene Ontology annotation, molecular function: cyclin-dependent protein serine/threonine kinase regulator activity; protein kinase binding. Gene Ontology annotation, biological process: regulation of cyclin-dependent protein serine/threonine kinase activity. The record is from RefSeq and is a predicted model, not a curated record. NCBI's taxonomy places the organism in Eukaryota, Fungi, Ascomycota, Dothideomycetes, Mytilinidiales, Mytilinidiaceae. The transcript has a single exon. Gene Ontology annotation, cellular component: cyclin-dependent protein kinase holoenzyme complex; nucleus.